UCGUUAUCAUUUGAGAUCUAAGCACCGGGGACAAUGGGGACCGAUGCGCCUGAGCGUCCAAUCGGGUGAAAGGUCGGCGAGAGGAGCUGUUGUCGUCCUGUUGGAAAUUUAAACCUUAGUGUCAGUUACCUGGUAACGAGGGAGAUACGGGAGGAGAUGAAAUCUAAUCCACAGGAGCUACGUUCAGCUAAAGGGACAUUCUUACACUUCGUAGUGCGGUUUUCUAAUCAUUGACUACAUCUUCCUAAAACACAUCUUUUUUAAAGGAGGCAAAAACUUAAUAUAGCAAGCGCACUGAAAUCAGGGAAAAGCGAUACAGAUGAUUUCAUUUCUUUGACCUGUCUUUGCAGAGCGCUGCAGCAUUACAAGAACAUUUUUUUAGUGUCUCCAGAAUCCAGAAGGGACAUGUAAGAUGCCAAGUCGCCAGAAGCAGGUGAUUUUUUGUGCCGGUGGCGUGUUGAGUUUUGCCAGCGCAUUGUGCAUCGCCGCUGCCAUCGGCACGCAGUCCUGGGUGACGGCCACCAUUCUGUGCACAACAGGGGCACAGCUAGUUAACGCUACGGGACCCGACCUGGAGAAAUUCGUGGGCGAGAUCAACUACGGGCUUUUCCGUGGGCAAAGAGACAAGCAGUGCGGUCUGGGGAAGAGACUUACUCAGUUUUCUUUUUUUCCUGAUCUAAUGGGUGCUAUCCCGGCCAGCCUCCAUGUCACUGUCAUUUUGUUCUCCAUGGCAAUGAUUGUAUUUUCAUUAGUUGCAACCGGCUUUUUCAUGUUCAAUGCAUUUGGCAAACCUUAUGAGACACUUCAUGGACCACUUGGCCUAUAUCUGUGGAACUUCAUAUCAUGUUCCUGUGGUUGCCUGGUGAUGAUCCUCUUUGCUUCAGAGGUUAAAAUCAAUCACCUUUCUGAGAAAAUUGCAAACAACAAUGAAAAUGGCUUUUUGUAUAAAACUCACAGUGAAAAAUAUGACAAGUCAUUCUGGAUCAUUGUGUUUUGCUUCUUUGCCAGCCUCCUAAACAUAUUGCUCAUCCGAGUGGCUGGAAUCCAGUUUCCAUUUCAGGAAGCAAAAGCAUCAGAAGCGAGAACUGGAGCAGCCGACCUUCUCUAUUAACUGGUUGGGGACUUUCCUUCUCAGCCUACUGGCUGUUGUGGAAUUAGUAGGACCAUAAUCAAUAUAAAAUGGAAGACAUUUCAAAGGUUUUACAUGUAAACAGCCUGUUAUGAGACUGCCUUUGUGUGACUAAUGCAUAACGAUGGCACCACUGUCUCCCACAGAGCUUGGCCAGAAGUGAAGCUAACAAAAUAAAAUUGACAUUUGCGGCUUAAACUGAGAAACAGAAAAAGUGAGCACUAGGAAAAGUGUAACGGUGUAUUUGAACAAAUAAAAGAUAAAUGACAUAUUAGCUCAAACACUGGUAGAUUCAAGGAUGGAAAAUAAUGAGUACUAACAAGAAGAGGAAAGCAAAAAUCACAUCAUGUAACAGAGUUGCAAACCUAAAAUGAUAAAAAUAAUGGCAAUGUUUAUAUAAAAAUAUCCCCUAAAAUAAGAAACAAGAACCUGCAACACAUUUCCUAUCCACCUAUUAAUAUUCUGAAUUUACUUUUACAGUAAUGAGUCAUGUGAAAGUCAAAGCUGUUCCAAGCAGUUAAAAGUAGCAAGGCAGGAACCAACUGUGGUGAGGCUCCAUUCCAUCACAAGGCUCAUUCACAAAAACAGACAUCCAUACUCUGAUCAGUCAACCUUUGGACUGUAGGAUGACCAAGGAAUCCAAAAUGAAAGCCAAAGCAAGGGAGAGAAGAAUGUACAAGCGCAAGUUUGGGAUCAAACUGAACUCCAACCGCAGCAUGUUGCUUAUCAGUCAUAUGUUUUUUGACACCAGAUUCUCUCGCAACCUAAAAUAGCACCAUUUAGUAUUGGGUGCUGGAGUAUUUAUGUAUUUUGGAAUUCCCAAGGACGGUACUGGACUAGGCACAACUGCCAAGUUUAUCUUCAUGUGAAAAUGAUUCACAAAGAGUUAACUGACAGAUAAAGCAACACUAGAACAAAUGAGAUUCUGAUUAAAGCAACUGCUUCAAAACAGGUUCAGUCAUUGAGGUAAUAAACAUCCCAUCAUGUUCAUCGACAUGUACAAAAAUGCUGGGCAGGCCCAUCUCUUCAUUACACUGCUUACCCAGUGCUUAAAGAAUAGAUGGCAUUAACUGACUGUAAGGGGGACUGCCGGAGUGUGUUUGGCAAUUGCUUGGUUGACAAAAACUGCUCUGUUUGCUGAUGUUUCAUGUUGAAGAGUGGCUAAAGGUGAUAAUGGAAAGAAAAAUAAAAUAAAAGUUAGGAGCAACAGUGGGCAAAAGCUCUGAAAAGAAGCAGACAAACUCUGGGCCAUUUUCACAUGAUGAAAAGUCUAACGUUUUCCUGCCCCUGGUUCCUGCCUCUAUAACUAGUAAUAAGAGCUCUGUUAUUAAAAUAGCCUGAUUUUGAAUUAAACUGUGCCAAAAUGUAUGUAGAGGGGAUAUUUCAUUUUGGUUCUGAACUUUAGAUAAUGAAAUAUCAUUUUGUAUUUGUUCUUAUUUCACUGAUGUUUAUAUUAUUUAUUAGUUUUAUCAUUUUAAAAUUAAUUCAACUUUGUUAAACAUUUAGAUCUACAGGAAAUGCCUUCCAUCUGUUUAUUUUAAUAGCUAAGCAUACUUCAGUCUCCAUGAAAAAGUUUCCUUUCAAUUCUAGAAGAGGACCGUAAUGUCAGAAUAAAGGAACUUUGCUUGGAGACUCAUAAGAUCAGUUAGACCACAACAUGGAUUUUAUUCACUAGUAGAAUUAACUCAGAAAAGAACAAUGAAACAAUAAACGCAGUUUGCAACUGAGAAAAACUGGGCGUUUGUCUUCUAAGAUUAACUCAGAACAUUUGAACUGUGCAGCAAAAGUAUCAGUGAGCAGGGCUGGUUUUAUCUUGCCCAUUACUAAGCAGGAUUUUAUCCUCUCACUAGCAGGUGGAGUAACUUGGCUGUUUAUGCACAAACUCCAUCACCAUCCUCGCCUUCACUGCCAUCUGUAGCUGCUGUUGCUCCCACCGUGUGUUUG
Messenger RNA from Erpetoichthys calabaricus (reedfish), 3073 nucleotides. It is a transcript of the gene clrn1, whose product is annotated as clarin 1. Gene Ontology annotation, biological process: equilibrioception; sensory perception of sound. Bases 413 to 1111 code for a protein of 232 amino acids. The record is from RefSeq and is a predicted model, not a curated record. Lineage: Eukaryota; Metazoa; Chordata; Cladistia; Polypteriformes; Polypteridae. The transcript has 3 exons.